AUGAGUCAAUCUAGCACUUUGGACAGACUUUCAGCUCUCGACACUAAUACAGUGUCUGAUGCCUUGGACUUUCUCAACCUCAAAGGCGCCACCUACGGCCUACUCCCACUCUGGAACUGUCCCAAAAUUGUGGGACGGGCCAGCACAAUAAAAGUUGGCCCCAAAACUGAUACGACUCCCACAGUCCAUCUACUCACUCCAGUCAUUGAUGCGGUAGAAACGGACGAUCGUGUUCUUGUCAUUUCUGGAGGAAUAGACGGCGUUUCAUGCUGGGGCGAUAUUCUUUCCAAUGCCUCGAAAGAGAAACACAUCCGCGGAACCAUCAUCGAUGGUAUGAGUCGUGACAUCGACGGCAGCCGCGAGGUCGGUUACCCAGUUUAUGGGCGCGGCGUGACUAUGAUAAGCGCACGCAAUCGAGUGGUACAAGUCGAGUCUGGCAAGCCGCUGGAGAUGCGAGGCGUCACUGUCCACCAAGACGACUUUGUAAUCGCUGACACCUGUGGGACGGUGUUUGUCCCAGCCAAGCACAUCGAUAAGGUUCUGGAAUUUGGUGAGCGGAUCAAACGUCGCCAGGCUCAUAUGGUUCAGGCUGUUCUGUCAGGUCAUCCAGUGUCAGAGGUGAUGCACGAUACACAAUUUGAAGCCAUACGCGAAGAUAGUCUGUCUCAGACAAGUGUGGCAUCCCUCAAGGGCAACCCCAAGAAAUCCAGUGCCGGCGAUCAAGAGUUGGUAGCGCUGUUCGCAGGUUUAGAUACCCCUGGGGUCUCUGAUGCGCUUGACAAACUUGGUAUUCCCGGGCAGGUCUUCAAUAUCAUGCCUUUGAGCAACUACAAAAAGGCUACUAUAGGGCCGGCCUUCACUGUACGUUACGUACCGGCCAGUGAUCCGCCAGGAAGUGUUGGUGAUUUCAUUGACGACGUUGCCGAAGGCGAUGUUGUAGUCAUCGAUAACAAUGGCCGCACGGAUUGUACCGUUUGGGGCGAUAUUAUGACACGGUGGGCCGGCUUGCGAGGCAUUGCUGGAACUGUUAUCGACGGCGUAUGUCGCGACGUAACCCAGGUCAUCGCCGAUGAUUAUCCACUCUUUACUACUGGACGGUGGAUGCGAACUGGCAAGGACAGGGUUCAAGUUGGAGGUAUAAAUGAGCCUAUUGGCAUUGGCAAGGUACGUGUUGAACCGCGCGAUAUCGUUGUUGCCGAUUCAAAUGGUGUCGUUGUUGUUCCGCGAGAUAGAGCCCGUGAGGUAGCCGAAGUGGCUCAAAGGAUCGAGAAGAUUGAAUCCAGUAUCCAGGUAAUGAUUGCUGGAGGAGCCACAAUAGCCGAAGCUCGAGAAAAGCUCGGUUAUCACACGCUUCAGCGCAAGACAUAA
This is a messenger RNA of Trichoderma virens Gv29-8, 1368 nucleotides long. RefSeq lists its product as uncharacterized. NCBI's taxonomy places the organism in Eukaryota, Fungi, Ascomycota, Sordariomycetes, Hypocreales, Hypocreaceae. The coding region runs from base 1 to 1368 and encodes 455 amino acids. The record is from RefSeq and is a predicted model, not a curated record. The transcript has a single exon.